Molecule: messenger RNA, 7322 nt
Organism: Dicentrarchus labrax (European seabass)
Lineage: Eukaryota; Metazoa; Chordata; Actinopteri; Moronidae
Gene: erf
Product: Ets2 repressor factor
Exons: 5
Coding region: 907-2796 (629 amino acids)
Biological process (GO): cell differentiation; regulation of transcription by RNA polymerase II
Cellular component (GO): nucleus
Molecular function (GO): sequence-specific DNA binding; DNA-binding transcription factor activity, RNA polymerase II-specific
Source: RefSeq, a predicted model, not a curated record
GGCGGCCCCGUGUGGCAGGAGGAGAGCGAAACACGACACCCCGCCAGAGGAAAAGGAGGGAGGGAGAGUUCAGAGAGAGAGAGAGAGAGAGAGAGAGAGAACGAAGUGAGUGAGUGAGUGGAAAAAGAAAAAGUCUGAGCCGGAGAAAGAGAGAGGGGCAGAGAAAGAACAGAGUUGCCUCUUUUUUUAAAUUUGGUGUGUGUGUGUGUGUUCCUCUGUUUUGACUGUCGGUGAGGAGGAUGAUGAUGAUGAUGAUGAUGAUGGUGGUGGUGGUGAUGUUGAGGAUGAUGAUGUGGAGGAGGAAUCGACCAUGCGACAUCGUUGCAACAAGCGGGAUGAACAUUUAGACCCGUCGCAUUCCGUUGCUCCAGCACUUACCGACCAACAGGCUGCACGACUCCUCCAACAAAAAAAAAAAAAAAAAAAAAAACUUCGACCUGCGCCAUUCAGACCCGGGCGACUGGAUUUCCUUCCCCCCUUCCGUCCGUCCUCUCUCUUCUCCAACGAGGCUCGGGGCAACUUUUACGCACCAGAAGCUUUAAAGAACAAUAUUCCCGGGGCACAAAAGUUGUUUUUUUAUUUUUUAUUACUAAAAGCAAACGCCGAUGUGUCGAGAUAAAAACACAGAAACACGCGUGAAGUUACCGGAGUUUUUUGUUUUUUUUUAUAAAAAGCUCCUAAUCGGGUUUUCUUCUUCUUCUUCUUCUUCUUCUUGUCUACCGAGAACAACACCGGAGGAAGGAGUGGGGUGUCACUGCUAACUUCAGCUAGCUUGGGCUAAAGGCUACAGCUAACUCUUUAAAAAAAAAAAAGUCGAAAGUCUGAAAGUUAACCAGUCGACGAAGGGUUGUUGUGUGUGUGGGGGGGGGGAGUGACUGAAGGAGCACACCGAAUACGACAACAAAGAUGAAAACCUCCGGAGACUCGGGGUUUGCCUUCCCGGAUUGGGCCUACAAGCCUGAGUCAAGCCCGGGCUCCAGACAGAUCCAGCUGUGGCACUUCAUCCUGGAGCUGCUGAGGAAAGAGGAGUACCACGACGUCAUCGCCUGGCAGGGAGACUAUGGAGAGUUUGUCAUCAAGGACCCAGACGAGGUGGCCCGCUUGUGGGGAGCCAGAAAGUGUAAACCGCAGAUGAACUACGACAAGCUCAGCCGAGCACUAAGAUACUACUACAACAAGAGGAUCCUCCACAAGACCAAAGGGAAGAGGUUCACCUACAAGUUCAACUUCAACAAACUAGUGCUGGUCAACUACCCCUUCAUUGACAUGGGCUCUGGUCGAGGAGUCCCUCAGAGUGCCCCUCCAGUGCCAACCGGAGGCACCCAUUUCCGUUUCCCUCCCUCAACACCGUCAGAUGUCCUCUCAUCCAGCGAGGAGCUGCGCAGCCCAGGCAUGUUCAGCAGUGUGGCUCGCCGCAUGGCCCGUGGCUCUGUGAGCGACUGCAGCGACGGCACCUCCACCAACUCGGAGCUGGAGGAGGCUGUGGGGGCCGAUGAGCGAGGCGUGGGGCCUGAUAGGGCUUUCAGGGGCCUGCUUCCUCCUCGCCUGCCUCAUGAUUCUCUCUUCAGGGUCUUCGGCGGGGGCCCGAACCCAGCAGGGCUCCCCAGACCUGCCCCCAGAGUCCACCCAGACUCUCUGUCUCCAUUCCCGGUCUCCCCCUGCCUGGACCCGGGGGGUCUUCUGCCCCCAACUCUGUCCCCAGCCCUGUCCAUGACCCCUACCCCCCACCUGUCCUACACCCCCUCCCCCUCCUUGUCCUCUCCCAUGAUGGGCUCCCACUUCUCCUUCAACCCGGAGGACAUGAAGCACUACCUGCAGGCCCACACCCAGUCCGUCUACAACUACCACCUCAGUCCCCGAGCCUUCCUCCACUACCCCAACAUCAUCAUCCCUCAGCCCCAUCGCCCCACCCUGGAGAAGCCGGCCACCCAUCACCUCCACGCUCCGCCCCUGCCGCUCUCUCACUCGCUCAGCCAGCAUUCAGGAGGUGGGGAGGAGCAACACCAGCAGCACCCGUCACCAUUCAAGUUCAAGCUGCAGCCGCCUCCGCUUGGGCGCAAACAGAGGGAAGCAGGGAGCUCGCUGGCCUCUUCCUCCAGCCAGUCCUCCUCAUUCACAGGGUCUGGACAGAACGCAGGGCCACCUAAGAUCAAGGUGGAGCCCAUAUCAGACAUAGAGUCAGAAGAAGAGGUGGAAGUGACUGAUAUCAGUGAGGAAGAUGAGCUCAAUCACAAUGACGAGAAACAUGAAGGUGACAUCUUCACCCCGACAGCUCGUCACCAUCAUCAUCAGCUCAACAACCAUCACCGGGCUAACGGAAACGGCAGCAGCCUCUCUGCCCCUCCUCACAGUAACCACGAUGAUGACCCUGAUGAUGAUGAGGAGGUCUUCAAGACUCCCGCCACCCCUUCCAUUGGCAGCGGCAGCCUGGCCUUCCCCCUGAUCGGCCUGAAGAGUGAGCCGGGUCACGCGGCUCCCAUCAGCCCCGGAGGCACGCGCUGUAUCCCGCUCAAACUCCGCUUCAAGCGCCGCUGGAGCGAAGACCAGAAGAUGGAGGCGGACGGCGAGAGGGAUGAGGCGGAGGACAAGAAAGUACGGGCUGAGAGAGAGGAGGAGGUGGAGGGGAAGAGAGAGGAGGCAGGCAGGAGAGUGGGGGAGGUGGAGAAUGGUGGAGGAAGAGCAGGAGGAAGUGUUAUUUUGGGGUUGAUGCUGCCACCACCUCCCACCCAGCGCAGAGCGAGCUCGGAGCUGCAGAGGGCUACAGCGCAGCUGUCUCUGGAAAACACUGGCUGCUGAGCUUCAUGUGCACACACACACUUAGACAGAAAACACACACCUCUCGGGAGUCUUGUCAACAAACUAAUAGUUUUGUGUAGACCAUAACGCCUUGUGGUUUCCUGCCAGCAGUAGUGAACGUACCGGGGUUUGGUGUGCUCAAAUGGCGACAGUGACUGAAAGGUGACUGUAAACACACUUUAAUGUUGUUCUUUGUUGUAUAUCUGAAUAUGUAGACCUGUCAUAUGUAGGAAAUGAUGUUUUUUGUGCAAUAAUUAGAAGAGUUGUUGGGCACUUUUACUGACCUCACGGCCCCACGAGCUCCUUCAAUUACUUAACAUAGAACAGAUUUUCCUACAUAGGUUUGAUCUACAUGUUCAAAAGUUAGGAAAGAACAAGAUGAAUGUGUUACCGUAAUUACCUCUCAGGAUUUGUCAACACCUUACACUUUGUACCCUCCAGUGGUCAGUACUGUCAGCAAGCAGCCACUCGACAUUAUGGCCUAAUGUAAAACCGUAAAUGAUAGAUGUGCCUGUGUAGCCUCUAACGUACUGCAAGGCAAGACUCCCUUUGUGCCCCUGGUAUCAAACAUGAACACAGUAGACGGAGUAUUUUUGCUGUGACUUACAACAUUAAGAGAUAACCAAACUCAGUCUGUAUAUUUCCUAUUUUUAACAUUAGAGCCGUACACAGAAGGAGUCUACUCUUAAUAUCUCUUAGGAAUUGCACAUUGCCUUUUCAAUGCCUCUUUGCCCUCGUGGUGCCAGUUAUGCCAUAAGUCUGCCAGGGAUCACCUCACAUCACACCUGUGCCCAGAGUAUGUCCUUUAGAGGUCUCUGUUCGUUUAUCUGGUACAAUGAAACAAAUCACAUUCACCCUAAAGAGUACAAAGCCGGCCGGAACUGUAUAGCAGUAGAUUGAAUUGAUUGAUUUCUCACCCACGCCUGGCUCACUUGAAGGUGGCGAGCCCUCCUCCUCACUCCCCCUCUCAUUUGUACUCACCAUAACAGACAGACAGAUCCUAAUGUUACUAAAAACACUUUGAACUGCCCUGAUAGAGAUUACAGAAGUGCCUCUCUGUCUGCACCCAUCACCAUUCAGCCGUUUACAAGAUGGAGGGCAGUGAGCAAAAAAAGAGAAAAACGUAGACCCUGCUCCGAUGGAUCUUACAGACUGAAGAGGGAUUUUUUUUCUUUUCAAGAGGUGAUUAGAAAGAACUCUCCAAUCACGGUCUUUUCUCCAGGAAACAAGUCGGACACUAUCAGACUGCAUCAGGGCCAGACUGAGAGGUCUCUUCAUCCUCUGCUCAUUCACUACAGUGUAUAAAGACAUGAAAUGAGCGUGGAGUUGUACAUUUUAAAGACAGUCAAACUAAGCCUGAGAAGGGGAGGGAGAUUUUGAUGAACUGACUUCGACCUCUCAACCUCCGACCUGUCACGCGGCGCGGUUAGACAUUUUGUUGGCCAGCGAAUGGUUUCCACUGUACAGAAAAACCACCUGGGUCUCCGAGGGAAGCGCCGGAUCUUUCUCUCCUUUUCUCGUCCCUUGUUGAGGAAAUGAGGAAGCAGCAACCAGCAAGGCUGUAAUUAUAGACACACUUACGUUUCCAAAUGUGUGUGUGUGUGUGUGUGUGUGUGUGCGCGCGUGUGUGUGGACCCAAAGCUGGUGUAAAAACAUGAGCCCUCGGAGGAUACAGAGGGUGUCUCAGCUUUUCGUGUCCCUGCUUGACUUCGCACAAUCUUUUGAGGGGUUUGGAGGUUUGAGGGCAUUCGUAGUGUUUUCUCCCUCAAACAUACAGAUCAACAGCUCUCUUCGGCAUUCCCCGUUGUUGUCCUUUUUUUUUCCUUUUCCAAAGACUGUAUUCUUUCUUUCAAAGGAUGCUUGUGCCUCAUAAGGACAUGGACAGUAUUUUAGGGCAUUUGCAGUGAUCUGAGGACUUUCUGUAUUUUGGAGAUAAUAGCCGAAAUCUGUUCAUGUGAUGUUUUGAGAAGCGACGAAUGAAGCGAACUGAUUUGUCUAGGCAGAGAACGGGAACCAUGUAAUGAAUGUCAAGCAUCAAGGUUAACUCAGGCAAGCCUUCACUGAGAUAUUGAGAAACAACUUAUUUUUGUGACGUUUUAUUGAUAUCGUUCAAACAAAAAAAAGACAUUUUGCCCAUUUUAACGAACAAACGAAAAUAAGAUUGUGCCUUUUUUAAGCCAACAUGAGUUUUAUCAAAUACCCCCAGCAAAAUGUUUUAUCACACUCACACAGUACCACCAUGCCUUCUGUUUUUGUAAAAGAGAGAUACAGAAUAAGUAAAUCUACACAUAUAUAUUUUAUUCGAAUAUAUAUUGAAUUCAAAUAUUAUAUUUCAAUAUGGUCAUUUGAUACAAAUCAGGAAAAUCCUACUAUUUUUAAUGGUAAAGAUAUGUAUAUAUUCUAAUGGGCAUAUUAUUACCAGUAUAAUUCAGCCUUUGCCUUCUCACUCUUGCCUUCUCUUGACCGUUGAGCUGCAGUGACAAAGGCCACCGGUAUCAGAGUUUUAUAUUUAUAUUGUAAAAAAUAAAACCUUCAGUUAUUGUGUAUUCAGGGGACGGAGGGUGUGAACGGGACGACGAUUAAACGGGCGAGCAGAAACUUUUUAACCAGACCUGAGUCAAAUCAUAUUUACCUUUUGUUAGUUUGGGUAUGUUUGUUUUAAACAUCCCUGGAGUAGUAGCCGGGUGGGGUUUGCCACCUCAGGGACACUGAGUGGAGCUCAAUCACAGAAAGGUAAAUUCAAUAGUUUUUUGUGCUAACAUUCAGACUCUGCUGACUUUGUCCCGCGUGGUAAACCCCGCCCGCCUGCAACUCUCUGACUCCGAUUUGCUUUAAAAGAAAAAACGCGGAGGCGCAGGUUGUAACGGAGAGCUGGUAACAGACUCGUGUUCAGAGUAGACUGAUUCUGAUUGGACGACAGAUACUCAGCAGGUUCUCGGCUCUGCGUCACCUCGCAAAGCCAGCAGGACCACAGCUGCUGAUACGGCUGGACUUUGCUUCCAGCGUGGACUGUGGACUCGAGCAACUUUGUGUGAACCGAGUGUGUACGGGCUGGUCUGAACCCUGCCCAUACACACACACACACACACACACACACACACACACACAUACACACGCACACACCCCAUCCUGGUUAGAGUGAGGCUUUACUGUGGCUACAAUAAAGGGAAACAUCACAUCACAUGUGACAUCAGACGCCCCCACAGUCUCUCAGGAGUAGACUGCAAACCAUAGAAACUACACACAGACACACACACACAUAUUUUCACACACACACACACACAGAGGAAAUGGCAUCACAAAACCUCAGAGCAGAGUGGAGAGAGAGGGACUUCCCAUAAUCUGACUCGCUCAUUCUGCUCGGUGUGUACGUGCACUUCUGUGUGUGAGUGAAUGUGUGGCUUCUAUGGUUAUGCCAUCCACACACACACACACACACACACACACACACACACAGCACACACAAAACAAUUCCACAUAGAAGAGAAAAGACUGAAAGACCAGAUAAAGUCUUGGCCUUUAGUCCAGGUUCUCUUGUCCAGAUCGUCCAACCAGCUCCAGUCUCGUGUGUGUGUGUGUGUAUCUUACACACGGUUGUUUUUCUUCACCAGGCACAAAAAAUAAAAACCCUAACAUCCAUCCUUUUUUAAUUGGCUCAUUAACAUGAUCAGCAUUUUACGACGAGUCAGAUGUCCUCGCCAUUUAUCGUCAGUGGACGUUUCUAAACAGUGGAAGUUAAAGGACAGAUGUAGCAGUUUAACAAGUGUGUCUGGUAAAGAGAAAUACAAACACAGCUGUACCUGAACUGUUGCACCUGUGCUGCCUUACCUGUCGUGGCUUCAAAAUCAAAAGAGAAUAACUGUUUCCCCCCCGGGUUGAUAUUUUUCACCCCUCGAUUUCACCGAUGUUCUUAUCAUUUUCUUCUGUAUUUUUCAGACAUAUUACUGUUACUCUUGUAAUUAUUAUAUUAUUAACAUGACUAUUUUUGAUUAUUUUGUACCCUCUUGCCAUGGCCCGGUCUCUUCUCCAUGAAAUUCCUGUUUUUUUUCUGUGAGUUUUUGUUCCAGUUUGAACUUCAACUAGUUGGCUUCAGUGCAGUCUUUUUUUUUUCCUUUUUUUUUUUUUUUUGUCUUUUUAAACUCACACUGAUUUUAUAACCAUGUUACCAUGGACAAGAGGAGGGUCACAUAAUCCCCACGAUAUACAGCAGGGGAAGAAACAAUUGUUUUCACUUUUUGAUGUUGUGUAUAUAUAUUUUUUUUCCAUUUUGGAGGAUUCUGUAAGAAAAAGAGCUUUGUACUGUUUAACCAUUGUAUUAUUUGAAAUGCCUCCCCCUGUCCUCUCUCUGGUCCCCUCUGUCUCUCCUCUCUCGUCCACCUCGACGGUGAGCUGUCACUCCAGAGGAGAGACAGAGACUUUUGUUUUUAUCAUGGAGGAACCACCUGUACUUCUGUUUCUCUUCUAUCUGUUCAUCUUCAUUUGUAAUUAAACAAUAAUCAGGGUUCAUUAAAAAAGGUAAAAAUGGA